AAUUCUCCGUCUUUACCCGUUUCCAAGCUCGGUUUUUUUCCUCUGCUGAAAAUCCGAGGCGAGUUUGUUUCAAGUUGGAAACUGUUUCCAUAAAUCUCAAGCGAACACUUCGAAGCAGCUACAUUGAUGGACUCUUUUGUUGAAAGAAAUGUUGUCGAAGGAGAAGGAUCAGAAUCAUCAGAUGAUAGUUAUUUCCAAGUAAAACCUCCAACAUCCGAUCCCCUGAAUCUUCCCUAUCCAAGUUAUAUGGGAUCAAAGUUACCCAACCUUCAAGGGAUUGUAGUUGCCGGAGAGGCUUCGGAAUCAGAUGAAGAAAUUAAUACCAGCGAACUGAACCAUUCCAUGCCAACAUUAAGAAUAGAUAAAGCCAUUCCCAGCAGUGAUAAUGCAAGUCCAGGCAAUACAUUUUCUGUUUUCAAUCAACAAGAUCAAAUUCUCCAACCAAAAUAUAACUCCUUAUUACAUACCAAAUUGAGGGAUCGAAAUAUUGCUUUUAGUCGUCAUUUAAGAGAAGCACUGAAGCAUAUUUAUGUAUCAUCAACUAAAAAUCUUAUCACAAACUCUCAGAAUCUAUUCAAAACACAGGCAGCUAUUCAGGAUGUGUCACACAAUAUGCGUCUCCUGACCAAUGACUUGUUCCGUAUCCAAGAUAAAAUUGACAUUAUUACAUCCUGUAAUAUACUUCCAGAGAUUAAGCUUCCUAACUAAACAAAUUCAAGUCCUGAAGCAAUUGAAAUGACUAUUAAAAAUUGACAAUAAAACAAUAAUGGUUAAGUGAUUGUAAAAGUCCAAUAAACUCAUUCUAGAAAAAAAAAA
This is a messenger RNA of Octopus sinensis (East Asian common octopus), 816 nucleotides long. Its product is annotated as biogenesis of lysosome-related organelles complex 1 subunit 3. Bases 127 to 708 code for a protein of 193 amino acids. Gene Ontology annotation, cellular component: BLOC-1 complex. The record is from RefSeq and is a predicted model, not a curated record. The transcript has 6 exons. Lineage: Eukaryota; Metazoa; Mollusca; Cephalopoda; Octopoda; Octopodidae.